This is a messenger RNA of Perkinsus marinus ATCC 50983, 804 nucleotides long. Its product is annotated as tropomyosin, putative. NCBI's taxonomy places the organism in Eukaryota, Perkinsozoa, Perkinsida, Perkinsidae. The record is from RefSeq and is a predicted model, not a curated record. The coding region runs from base 1 to 804 and encodes 267 amino acids. The transcript is spliced from 8 exons.
AUGGCUAUUCAUAUUCUGUUCGUCGCUCUCCAGGAGCAAGUGCUGAGUGAAAAGCUCGAGCAUGAGGUUAAAACGAGGAGCGCAGAGGUUGCUCAGCUGAAGCGAGAUGCUGCCGAGUCUUUGGCGUCAGAAAGGGAAGUGUGGCGCCGAAAAUGUGGAGAACUGGAGGGUAAAGUGGAGGUAGCAGAUGAGCUCGCGGCCAGUCUCCGAGCUCGAAUCUGCACCCUGGAGGAGGAGGUAUCAUCAUUACGCAAGGCUAAUAAUAUAUUAGAUCGAGAGAUAGAUCGUGAAAGGGAGCUUCGAAAUAAAGAGUCGGAGGAGCUGCAAUCGUCGCGGUUAGCCCUGGUGUCAGAGAACGACGAGUUGGACAGACGAAUACGUGCAUUGCUAGAUGAGCUCAGCAUCGCCCGGACUGCGUUGAAGACCCAGGAAGAGAUGACGGCAGCACGAGCCGUUGACAUAACACAAGAGGCUGAAGGUCUUGUCAAGCGCUGUGCGAAGGCUGAAGAGGAAGUAGUGGUUAUGAGGAAGGAAGUCCAAGCUUUACGGAUGGAGAACAGCCGACUUGUGGAACAGUUGGAGAAGGAGGUCACUCACCAUCGUAAUGCAGUUGAUAAGAAGGACCAGGAGCUCCUGACGGCCGCGCAUCAAAAUGAGGCUGAACUUGCCGCUCGGCGAAAUGAGGCCGAGAAACUUCGCAAGCAGUUGGAAGGUUUGAAAAAAGAUUGGGUUGAACGGGAGGAUGGUCUCAAACGGAAGAUGCAGGAGAAAAUUGAGAUGAACGGACUCGAACUGGAAGUUUAG